AUGGCCUUAUCCACACUUUCUCCGCCAUCUCUGGCCACUAUCCCCGCCGCCUCGGCACCAAAGCUCGGACACCCUUCCGCCGCCGCCGUACCACUCCGAACUGACCUCCGGACUGAACGCAUCUCGACUGCCGCCGCCGGCAACUUCGCUCCUCUGCCGGCAGGUCCUCAUAAAUGGAGGACACGCGUCUCCUUCUUUUCUGGUUUACUGACCAACAACAGGGAAAAAAAUCGGGAGGCCACAAAAGAAGAGCUUCUCGAAGCCAUUGCUCCCCUCGAUCGUGGUGCCGAGGCCACCCCUGAAGAUCAACAAAUCAUUGACAAGAUAGCUCGGAAGCUGGAAGCUAUUAAUCCAACAAAAGAACCGCUCAAAUCCGAUUUACUCAACGGGAAGUGGGAACUCAUUUACACGACUUCCGAAUCCAUUUUGCAAACAAAGAGACCCAAGUUCUUAAGAUCUCGAGCAAACUUGCAAGCAAUUAACGCCGACACUCUUCGAGCUCAGAAUAUGGAGUCGUGGCCAUUUUUCAAUCAGGUUACUGCAGAUUUAACGCCACUGAGUGCAAAUAAAGUGGCUGUGAAGUUCGAUUACUUCAAGAUUGGUGGUUUGAACCCGAGCAACGUACGUUCUGAUCCCUCAGGCGAUAACCCGCGGCCCCAUCGAUCUCGCGGAUGCAUCUCCGCGCUUGCCGUGCAUAGCGCCCAACAUCUUCACGCACGCCCGCACAAGCGCCCAGACCUCGCCAGGCCUCGCACCACUACACAACACGAGCAUCGUGUGGGUUUCGCACGCGACACUCUUUGCGACCCAACAAAAACUCUAGGCAACAUAGGCCUUGCGCUGCGACAGUGCGAGAGUCUCACGACGUGCCAUGCGUCGUGCAGGCACAACGCCCAGUCUACAUUGACCCGUCGCGCCGCGGUGCCAGCAGUUUCAAAAUUUUGCUUGUACGUUUUUGUGGCUACUUUUGGCGAAUCCUAUUUGAGGAUAACUCGAACCUAG
Striga hermonthica is the source of this 1002-nucleotide messenger RNA. NCBI's taxonomy places the organism in Eukaryota, Viridiplantae, Streptophyta, Magnoliopsida, Lamiales, Orobanchaceae. The record is from the annotation of a GenBank genome assembly.